GAUUUUUUUUAUUUUGAUUUUGAUUUGAUUUUGAAAUUUUUGAAUUUUGAAAGUGAAUGCCUAUUGCUAACAAAAUACACUAUUGAUAAACAUUUUACAUCAUCUUUAUUAACACAAGUCACUUUAUAUAAAAUGUUUUAUGUUAUGUGUUAAAAAGAAAACCACAAACCGAAGGUUGCGACCCGAUAACAUUAUCAUUAUUUAUUUAGCAAGUAAUGAUUAGUUAGCGUAAUUACGUAAUUAUAAAUAAAUAUUCAUGCUCAUUCUGAAUACCUUCACAAUACUCGUUCAAGUGGUGUUCAUUGUUUUUAUGAGUUUACUGUCGAUGAAUAUUUUGCGUUACUUUACUGGCAGCGUGAAAAACAUGGUUGCGAUAGCACCUGCAGUUUUUGUGAACCAUGGAGGCGGUCCCAUGCCUCUACUGGGCGAUAAAGACAGCAAAGGACUGACAGAGUUCCUCCGAGAUGAAGUGAAGAAACACGUAAACCUGAAGGAGUUGAAGGCUAUUAUUCUGGUGACCGCGCAUUGGGAGGAGGAUAAGGUGACAAUAUCGUCUGCGAAACAUCACGAUCUUUAUUUCGAUUACUACGGUUUCCCGCCAGAAACUUACAAAUACAGGUAUGACGCACCAGGCGACCCAGAGUUAGCUCAGCGAAUUCACACAGAGCUAACUAAAGCGGGCAUAGAUUCCAAACUCGACCCAAAAAGAGGUUGGGACCACGGAGUAUUUGUUCCUAUGAUGUUGAUAAACCCAUCAGCUGACAUACCUAUAGUACAAAUCUCCGUGUUAACCAACCAAAAUCCGGAACAACAUUACAAUAUCGGCAAGACUUUAUCACGGUUCAGGAAAGAAGGUAUCGCUAUAAUUGGCUCUGGCAUGUCUUAUCAUAAUAUGAGAGAGUUUCGAAACAGUAGGAACUCUGGUAGAGUUGUAAAUAAGGACUUUGAUGCAUUUCUAAACGAAGCUUGUACGUCUAGUGAUGAAAAGAGGAAGGAACUCUUGUCUGUAUGGGAUAAGCAGCCUGGGGCUCUGGAGUCGCAUCCACCUAGGGCUGCAGAGCAUUUGAUGCCGUUGAUUGUUAUAGCUGGUGCUGGAGGUGAUGAACCAGGGGAGAGGAUCUUCAACUGGGACCUAACUGGUAGUUUUAGGCUGAGUGGGUUUAUAUGGAGAAAUUUAAGUUAAUUCCACGUUAAAAGUGGGGUUCUUUGGAGGUAGAAACAUGUAUAAAGGAGAUGUCCCACUCUCCAUACAUUGUUUGCCCCAGACAAAAAAGUUAAUAUGUCACAAUGAAUCUAUUACUUUUGGGUUGAUUGUAAUGUCUUGAAUUAUUAUAAAUUUUAUUUUUGAUCCUAAAUAGCGGGGUUAUUUAAUAUUGAGUAACAUAACAUCUCACAUAAUAAUCUAGAAGGUAAAAAUUAAAGUGAUUUUAAAACCCCUCUAUUUACAAGAUUUCUGUUUAUAUCUUUCAACAUAAAAAUUAAAAGGUAAUUAUUGUACAUUAUUGGUAUUUUUCAUUUCACCUGGGGCAAUUUUGGGACAUCUCCUUUUGGCUACUAACAAUAAAUAAAAACAAUUAUUUUAAAUUGAAUUCACAAUUUGUGAAAUGAAGAGGUGUUAGAAUUUUUAAUCACAGUAUUGGUUUAUUUAUUACAACUCAUUAAAACCAAACUUAAGUCUGGCCGCUCAGAAAUUGCGUUUCUGACAGCUUGUGAUCGAAUGGCCGACGUUACAUAAGAGAGACAAAAAACGACGCGAUUGUAAUUGAAUAUGUUUGUCACAUUUCCACAACCUGUCUGAAACGCAAUCUCUGAGCGGCCGGACUUUAGAUCUAAAUCGUCCGCUUUUAAAAGGUUUGAUAACAGUACAGAAUGUAGUUAUAGAAUGUGCACAAAUGAUAAUUAUACGGGUAUAGGUGUUGAGAACCAGCUGUAUAUAAUGAAAAAUCGGAAGAACAAAUAAUAAUUUUUAAUAUAACAAACCUCAAAAUGUUUGUUUAAAAGAAUAAUAUUUAUGAUGAUGAAGAAUGUUUUGAAAUUACUUAUAUAUUAUUGUAAAUAAAGGCCUUAUUAUUAUUAUUAUUAUUAUUAUUAUUAAUAUUACAAACCUAUUUUCUCGAAUUUAGAAAAUAAAUAUAAUAUAAUACAAUUAUAAUAAUACUACUAAGUACCAAUAGAUAUAAGUUAACUUUGUAUAGGUGGAUGGUGUGUUUGUCAUUUAUAUCAGGUAUUAACAACUCCUAAAGUCCGGCCGCUCAGAAAUUGUAUUUUGACAGGUGAUCGAAUGGGCGAUGUAACAUCGAAGGUUGUUGACUGCGCUGUUUCAAGGUUACGCCAACUGUUUGUCUUUGUAGUGAUGAGACAAAAUAACGAGGCAAUAGGGAUGAUGACAUUUUUUUGCUAAAUAACUAAAGCUAACAGUAAAGCAAUUUUGUAAAAGUAACAGGAUAUGUGGGAUCAUUAAUUUCUGAGCUACAGGGAUUUAUAGGGUCAGAUUUGCGGCACUGCCGCGGAUCCCUGAAAAACGCCCCAUACAAAAUGGUACGAAUUAAUGACGUCGUCGAUCAUAAUGAUCGUUAGAUUUGUAUGGGCGUUCAACCAAAAUUACAAAUAUCUUUGUUAUAUUAUGUGCGUUUAUGUUUAUAGUUCAAAUAUUGACAAAUGUCACGUUUAAUGUAAAGAAGCUAAUGCAAAAUGUAUGAAUUUUCAUCUAAUUAUGACAAAAGAUUUUUAAUAGAUUUUGAUAUAAUCUUAUUUACCUAUUCUGCAAACAUCCAGAGAAUCUUUGUUUUUUUAUAUAUUAAUUAGUUUUACAUUUAACAUUGACUAUAAUUACUCGAAAGUCUCAUAAAAAUCAAUAUAUUCAAACCUAGUCAUCAUCCCCAUUGUAAUUGAAUAUGUUUGUCCCAUUCAAUCACGACCUGUCAGAAACGCAAUUUCUGAGCGUCCGGACUUUAAUUUGCACGAGACAUCGUAACAUAGGCACAGCUUCAAAAACUGAAUGUGGAAUAGUAUUUUGUCUAUGAGAUUUACUCUUUGUAUAGGAGUUACAAACCUACUUGUUAGUUAUUUAUAGUAUGCUUCGGUUUACACGCAAAUGGGACCAAAUAAGUUAAUGUUAUGUGAUCACAUACUAAUAUAUGUAUAAUAUAAUAUAUAGAUAAAAUGUUGCAAAUUAUAUUUACGAGCAUGAAUUAAAAAUAUUGUUAACAUA
Messenger RNA from Bicyclus anynana (squinting bush brown), 3211 nucleotides. RefSeq lists its product as uncharacterized. Gene Ontology annotation, molecular function: ferrous iron binding; zinc ion binding; oxidoreductase activity, acting on single donors with incorporation of molecular oxygen. The record is from RefSeq and is a predicted model, not a curated record. The transcript is spliced from 2 exons. NCBI's taxonomy places the organism in Eukaryota, Metazoa, Arthropoda, Insecta, Lepidoptera, Nymphalidae. The coding region runs from base 257 to 1183 and encodes 308 amino acids.